This is a messenger RNA of Harpegnathos saltator (Jerdon's jumping ant), 1689 nucleotides long. RefSeq lists its product as uncharacterized. Lineage: Eukaryota; Metazoa; Arthropoda; Insecta; Hymenoptera; Formicidae. The transcript has 5 exons. The coding region runs from base 166 to 597 and encodes 143 amino acids. The record is from RefSeq and is a predicted model, not a curated record.
ACACAACGAACACGCGAGCAUCUUUCUCGAGAUCGUAUCGAUACGUGUUCUGUGAAAUCGCUCGAAAACUCCUUCUAUUUAUCCCGCCCUUCGCGAACUUUUCGAAGUGACGAGGAAAAAUAUAUACAUAAAUAUAUUCGCAGCGCUCCUCCGCGCGUAAACGCGAUGACGCGUCCGUCAAUAAUGGCGAUCUGCAUCCUCGUGGCACUCGCACUGCCUAUAUUCACCUGCGGACUUCCUGCGAUCGACCACAGCGGAUCGGCCUCAAAGGCACUGCCUGUACGUGACUCGAAGCCAGCGACUUCCUCGGACGCCGAGCAGAAGAAAGUAGCGAUCGUCGCGUCGCCAUACGUACGACGCGAAAGCGCAUUGGUCCCCGAGAAAUCACGACAAAAACGACAGUCGGAUCAUAGACUAGCCGAGCUGGAGACGCUAAUAACCCUGUCGCUGGUGAGCAACAUGCUGUCGCAAAUGAGAUACAAGAAACUGGACCCUAUGGCAAUUGGUCGCCGAAGACGCGCCAUUACGAGGAGGCUGAAGAGGAGCUUCCCAAGACCGCUGCCGAUUGUCGCUCAUCAGCAUCGCCUCGCAAAUUAAAUCAUGACGCGGGGAUGUGAGCGCGGCGCCCAUAACACCGCUCGUUAGCUGACUCAGCCGAAAGAUCGUUUACUAAACCGUGAACCGUCGGCCGGCGCGUGGCCGACGGAAAGAUGGACUUUAUUACAAUACAGCACGGGGGUUGGGAAUCUUGCGCGCGACAGCGAGGACACUUUCGCUCGAGGGUGUGAAACGAAAAAUGUUCGAACAACGAAUACGUGACAAGACACGGUUAGGGACUAAGAAUGUCCGCAGAGAAUGUCGCAUAUACAUUCAAAUAAAUCCAUUGGCAAUUACCAGCAAGUUGGUAAAUUCAGCGAAUGUGAUGAAUCUUGGUCUUAAUUCGCGUACUCGACGACGAAUCACGCAGUCAUCAUUACCGACGCGUUAACGAAUGAUUCUCCAACACUCCUCCCGAUAACAACAAUGAUUUUCCAAUUCUUAUCGAACAUUCUGCAAAGUAUAUUAAUAUUAAUACGUGUACUCACGUUACCACGUCGACUAACUCGAGUGUCGCAGCCGGGAUUUCUGUCGCUUGGUGACAACUGCCGACGAACCUCAUGUGUGCGCGUCUGCUGAAGACUCCGCCAAAACUGAAAUCACAAGACCGCAUUUAGUCAGAUAUAUAUAUAUAUAUAUUUAUUUCCGUGAGAACGUGAGAAGGUGAGAAGAUGAGAACGUUCCUUCAGAACACUUAACGGUAAUCAUAAAAAUACAGGCGCACAUUUGACUUGAACAUUGAAACGGGUAUAUAAGCGUCGCGUACAGACAAUAUUCGUUUGUCUCUCUUCUCCUCGCUUUCUCACCCAAUUAUACAUUCGCGCUUCGAGCAAGCUCAAAGUCUACACAACUAUUGUUACUCAUGAACGAUGUUCACAAUGAACCGCACGAGAAGUAUUUAUUGUCAAACCUUCACAUCAUAUCACACGCGACACGUUUCGAAGUGCGUCAACGCGCCUGCUCGUGCUCUUGCUUGAGGCGCGACCGUUUAGAUUACCAUGUUUAGGUUUAGCAACUAAACUACACGAAACGGACCACACGGUGCGUCUGUAGAUGUAAGGAAAUACUGUAAUUAAAAGAAAAAAGUAAAAC